UAACAUGAUAGCAAUAAUAGUAAUGAGUAUUUGCGCGUAAUAUAAAAAGAAUAUUCUGUUGAUUAAAAAAAUCAAUAAAUUAAGCGUGUGGAACACUCGUAGAGUAUGCACGCGGUUGCCUUAGCGAACGGUAUAUAUUGUUACAGUGUGACCUUUAGUGAUAUCAUUGAAUUGAUGGAGACUAUUUUACUAAAAGGUUCAAAUUAAUUAUAAGUUUUAGCCGGAAAUACUAGCAGUUCAUUGCGAUGACAAAUUGGAAUAAUACAAAAUUUUGAAUAUAGCAAAUUGUUAUUUUCACAGGCGAAUGGAAAGUUAUAUUUUAAACUGAAUGACUUUCAUACAGAUACACGUUAUCAUUUUGUGAAUCUAUGUGUGAACAUUUUAUGCACAAAGCAAUUAAUUAAGAUGAACAAUGAUAUUAAAUGACCUAUUUCAUAUUAUUCUAUAAAAAUUGUGUAUUUAGCGGAGAGAGACAAGAACAAUGAACGUUAUGUGGAUCUGGAACGUGGCCUGUUUCAUGAUGGACGUUAUUGCUUAUUUGCUGUCAUGUUUCAGAAUUAGAGAAACGGAGGAAGGAGAGAACGAAGAAAAGAAGAAAAGACAAAAGCAUGACCAAGAUUAUUUUACGAGUUACGCAGACAUCUGUGUUCACGAGGAGAUGCUGACUGACACUGUGAGAACAAACGCAUAUAGGUACGCGAUCCUGAAGAAUUAUGAGAAAAUUCGGGGCAAGGUGGUGGCAGAUGUCGGUGCCGGAACUGGUAUUUUAUCCGUGUUCUGUGUCCAAGCCGGUGCUAAGAAAGUAUAUGCAAUAGAAGCCAGUGAUAUGGCGGAACAAACUCAGGCAAUUGUAGAUGAAAACAAAAUGUCAGAUAGGAUUGAUGUUGUUCACAACACAGUAGAGACAGUGGUUUUUCCAGAAAAGCUUGAUGUUAUAGUAAGCGAGUGGAUGGGAUAUUGUUUAUUUUACGAAUCCAUGCUGCCUUGUGUAUUACAAUGUCGUGACAGAUGGCUGAAAAAGGACGGCGUGAUGCUUCCUUCUACAGCCAGUUUGUAUAUUGCUCCGUUCACAGACAACGAUUAUGAAAACAGGUUAGAAUUCUGGUCAGAGGUUCGGUCUGUGUAUAAAUUAUCUAUGGAAAGUAUGAAGCCCUAUGCACGCAAAUGUAUAUCAAAACAGGUUCAUGUUAACAGUAUUUCCCCGGAAAAUGUUCAGGCACAUGCUCAACAAGUUUGUCAUCUGAAUCUCAACAAAGUAACUGCAGCAGAGAUUAACAAUAUAAAGACAGAUUUCACAUUCCAUUGCUUUGGGCAAUCCAGCAUACAUGGAUUUACGACCUGGUUUGAUGUUGGAUUCCCAGAAAGUAUUACACUAACUACAUCGCCUUACUCCGAAGGGACACAUUGGUCACAGACUCUGUUCUAUAUAGAUGAACCAUAUGAUGUCACGCAAGACACUGUGAUAAAAGGAUGUAUCUCCAUAAAGCCUCAUUCAAGUGCUCCACGGUUUCUUGACAUCAGUGUUACAUAUCAAGUUGGAGAUGGCCCAAAACGUUGUAAAAGUUACUUUAUGAACGACUGUAUCACGUGAUUAAAAAGUAACAGCGGUUUGCAGACUCUUGUGAAAUUCGUCAGGGAUAAUUUAAAGAUGUGCUUUACUGCUCGGCAAAAAAUCGAUUGUUUUGUCGAAAUGUUUUAACUGAAUGCUUUGAAAGCAUAAUUUUUAACUGGAUUUACAAUAAUCAUAUUGAAAUUGUAUUACUAGAUAGAAGUAUACUAGGCUGCAAAAUUAUAUGCGACAUUUUCAAGAUAAUAAAAUAUACUGAAAGCUAAAUAUA
Molecule: messenger RNA, 1838 nt
Organism: Mercenaria mercenaria
Lineage: Eukaryota; Metazoa; Mollusca; Bivalvia; Venerida; Veneridae
Product: protein arginine N-methyltransferase 6-like
Exons: 12
Coding region: 482-1591 (369 amino acids)
Biological process (GO): peptidyl-arginine methylation
Molecular function (GO): protein-arginine N-methyltransferase activity
Source: RefSeq, a predicted model, not a curated record